AUAAAAAGUCAACACUGCCAGCAUACUAAUAAAACUGAUUUACGAUGGCUGGCAAUGUUGCAGUUUAAUCCAACACAUUAUGUGUUGUUUUUACAAUUACAUUAACAUCGCAGUUGGAUUGCAAAACGUUAUGAAAGUCAGCUGAUCAAGAAUUUGUAGUUGUCGUAAUUGAUUAUCCUGGCUUUUCGUAGUUUUAUACCAACGUGGAUUUUGAAAACUCUUGACACCAUAAACAUUACGUCACGAGUGCAAAAGGGAGUGGAUCCACCGUCUUCCAAGUUCUAGUUAGGCUGUGCCUGUGUGGGUGGAUGGGGUCCCAGCAGAACAGUUAGUGAUGGUGUAGUAGGAAGGAGGAGGCUUCCAGGGAGCGGGCCAUCGGUGAGGAGAUAUCCGAGCUGCUCUGGGUAGCUGUUAGUGUGGGAUGUUGCGCUGGACGACUCACCUGGAAGGAGGACCGCGGAGGGUGAACCAUGCUGCUGUAUCAGUGGGACACAAGGUGUACUCCUUCGGAGGGUACUGCUCUGGGGAGGACUACGAGACACUGAGGCAGAUCGAUGUUCAUGUCUUUAAUACGGUGUCCCUGCGUUGGAUGAAGCUGCCUCCGGUGCGGACAGGCGGCCGGGAACAUGCCAGAGAGGUCCCCUACAUGCGCUACGGCCACACUGCCGUCCUGCUGGAAGACAUCAUCUAUAUUUGGGGUGGUCGCAAUGACACAGAAGGGGCCUGCAAUGUGCUCUAUGCCUUUGACGUCAACAACCAUCGGUGGUUCACUCCUAAGAUCUCUGGGACGGUUCCAGGGGCACGUGACGGACACUCAGCCUGCAUCCUGGGGAAGGCCAUGUAUGUUUUUGGAGGAUAUGAGCAACUGGCUGACUGCUUCUCCAAUGACAUUCACAAGCUGGACACUACCACCAUGGCCUGGUCAUUAGUCAAUGCAAGGGGUACUCCAGCGCGUUGGAGGGACUUCCAUUCAGCCACUAUCAUUGGCACCAAGAUGUUUGUGUUUGGGGGAAGAGCUGAUCGAUUUGGUCCGUUCCACUCCAAUAAUGAAAUCUACUGCAACAAAAUCAAGGUGUUUGACACAGAGACCAACAGCUGGCUGAACACCCCUUCUGCACAGCUGCUACCAGAGGGACGUCGCAGUCACUCAGCCUUUUCUUAUAACGGGGAGUUGUAUAUCUUUGGGGGCUACAACGCUCGUCUUGAUCGACACUUCAACGACCUUUGGAAGUUCAACCCAGAGGCGUUUUCAUGGAAGAAGGUGGAGCCGAGGGGGAAAGGGCCAUGCCCCAGGAGAAGACAGUGCUGUUGCAUGGUGGGAGAUCGCAUCAUCCUGUUUGGAGGAACCAGCCCGUGUCCAGAGCAGGGGAUGGGGGAUGAGUUUAACCUCAUGGACCACUCAGACCUCUACAUCCUUGACUUCAGUCCUAAUCUGAAGACGUUAUGCAAGCUAGCGGUGAUCAACUACAGCCUAGAUCAGCAAGGACUUCCUCAUGACCUCCGGUGGGAGCUGAACGCCAUGACAACUAACAGUAACAUCAGUAGACCCAUCUUUUCCUCCCACGGCUGAACUGGCAACCACAGUACCAUAUAAUCCCCUAGGCCCAAGAGCAAAGACCUUAACAUAACAUGCAGAAAUGGGCCCUGGAGCUGAUCCACUAUUUGAGAAGUCCUCUGACCCUCUACUAGAACUUGGCAGGGAGCCCAGAUCUAACCGUAGUACCAGUGCUAACUCCUACAGAACUCUGCUGUCUGGGCUGAACUAGAUUAUCCCAUGAAGCUCCAACAGAACCCUGCUAUCUGGACUGAACUAGAUGACCCCAUGAAGCUCCAACAGAACCCUGCUAUCUGGACUGCACUAGAUGACCCAAUGAAGCUCCAACAGGACCCUGCUAUCUGGACUGAACUAGACUACCCCAUGAAGCUCCAACAGAACCCUGCUAUCUGGACUCAUCUAGCUCACCCCACAGAGCUUGAGCCAAACAUCAGCAUUGAAGUUCUGGCACUUACUAUCUGGAUUUUUUAUCUGUGGAUCAGCACCUAUCUGGCUGUACCUAGUCUGAUUCUUGUAGUUCAGUGUAAAGACUUAUCAUGGCUGUCGGACUCUUUCGGACCUGAGCCCCUUGUCUGUCUGUCUGUCUGUCUGUCUCUGUACAGCAAAACAUUGAUCUGCUCUUGAUUGAGUUGCCUCCCUCACACGCUCUCACUCUGUGACCUUUUGUUCCCUCUCCCUCUCUACAUAAAAACAAUGAUCUCCCAUC
Molecule: messenger RNA, 2261 nt
Organism: Esox lucius (northern pike)
Lineage: Eukaryota; Metazoa; Chordata; Actinopteri; Esociformes; Esocidae
Gene: klhdc3
Product: kelch domain containing 3
Exons: 11
Coding region: 422-1570 (382 amino acids)
Cellular component (GO): cytoplasm
Molecular function (GO): protein binding; chromatin binding
Source: RefSeq, a predicted model, not a curated record